Molecule: messenger RNA, 4655 nt
Organism: Calidris pugnax (ruff)
Lineage: Eukaryota; Metazoa; Chordata; Aves; Charadriiformes; Scolopacidae
Product: unconventional myosin-Ih-like
Exons: 49
Coding region: 1-4566 (1521 amino acids)
Biological process (GO): vesicle transport along actin filament; actin filament organization
Cellular component (GO): microvillus; cytoplasm; actin cytoskeleton
Molecular function (GO): ATP binding; actin filament binding; microfilament motor activity
Source: RefSeq, a predicted model, not a curated record
AUGGUGAUGGUGUCUGGAUCUUUAGUUUGGUACAAGGGAUCUCCAAACCGAUCCUUUGCUUUUGGAAACGCAAAAACUCUGCGUAAUGACAACUCGAGUAGAUUUGGGAAAUACAUGGAUAUCCAAUUUGAUUUUAAGGGAGCUCCUGUCGGAGGGCACAUCCUCAGCUACCUGAUUGAGAAAUCCCGAGUUGUCCAUCAAAACCACGGAGAAAGGAAUUUCCAUAUUUUCUACCAGUUAUUAGAGGGUGGAGACAAGGAUCUUCUUUGCUGGCUGGGGCUGGAGCGCAACCCCCAAAAGUACGCGUAUCUCAUCCAGGGUCGAUGUGCCAAAGUGUUUUCUAUUAAUGACAAAAACGACUGGAAAAUAGUCCGCAAAGCUUUUUCUAUCAUUGACUUUACUGAAAAAGAUACAGAGAAUCUCUUUGGAAUUGUUGCUAGCGUCCUGCACCUUGGGAACAUCCAGUUUGAAGAAGAUAGCAAUGGGCAUGCCAUCAUUCGUGAUGGCACACAGAUCAAAUGGAUUUCAAAGCUACUGGGUGUGCACUUGUCCAUUCUGCAGGAAGCUCUCACCCAUCGGAAGAUCGAAGCCAGAUCUGAAGAGGUCCUGAGCCCUCUGAAUGUGGAUCUGGCAUUCUACGCUCGGGAUGCAGUAGCAAAGGCGAUUUAUGGACGAACUUUCACUUGGCUGGUCAACAAAAUUAACGGCUCUCUAGCCAACAAGGAUUCAACUCGGAAAACAGUUAUCGGCCUGCUGGAUAUCUAUGGGUUUGAAGUGCUGGACACAAACAGCUUUGAGCAGUUCUGCAUUAAUUACUGCAAUGAGAAGCUCCAGCAGCUGUUGAUUGAGAUGACCUUGAAAGCAGAGCAGGAGGAGUAUGAACUAGAAGGAAUAGAGUGGGAACCAAUUCCAUAUUUUAACAACAAGAUCAUCUGCGACCUGGUUGAGCAGAAGCAUAAAGGAAUAAUCUCCAUUCUGGAUGAAGAAUGCUUACGACCUGGGGAAGCAACUGAUCUGAGCUUCUUGGAAAAGCUGGAAGAGAAAGUAGGAGAUCAUGCCCACUUCGUGACUCGCAAGCUGGCAGACCAGAAGACACGGAAAUCGAUUGACUGGGUGGAUUUCCGCCUCCUCCACUACGCAGGAGAAGUCACUUACUGUGCUGUUGGAUUUCUGGAGAAGAAUAAUGAUCUCCUGUACAGAAACCUGAAAGAGGUGCUGUGCAACUCUAAAAAUGCCAUCAUUAGAGACUGCUUUUUACUGUCAGAGCUCGACAACAGGAGGAGACCAGAGACUGUUGCAACCCAGUUCAAAAACAGUCUGAUGAGCCUCAUAGACAUCCUGAUGUCCAAGGAGCCUUCUUAUGUCCGAUGCAUUAAACCGAAUGAGAACAAGGAGCCUGGGAAGUUUGAUGAUUAUCUGAUCCGACAUCAGGUGAAGUACCUGGGACUGAUGGAGCACUUGCGGGUGAGACGAGCCGGCUUCGCGUAUCGGCGGAAGUAUGAGCUCUUCUUGCAAAGGUAUAAAUCCCUCUGUCCAGCUACUUGGCCACAUUGGCAUGGCCCAGCAGCUGAGGGUGUGGAGAGGCUCAUCAAGCACAUUGGUUACAAGCCUGAGGAAUACAAAUUAGGAAGGACCAAAAUAUUCAUUCGGUUCCCAAAGACCCUGUUUGCUACUGAAGAUGCGUUUGAAUUCAGAAAGCAUCUGUUGGUUUCAAGACUACAGGCCAAAUACAAAGGAUGCCUUGGAAAGAGAGCCUAUGAGAAGAAGAGAGCAGCAGCUAUCAAGCUGGAGGCUUGCUGGCGAGGAGCACUGGCACGGAAGAAGGCCAAGAAGAGGACGUGGGCAGUUCAGACCAUCAGGAAAUUCAUAAAUGGUUUCAUCAAUCGGAAGAAACCCCUUUGUCCAGAGAACAUUGAAUUUGUGCGGCUCGUGCAGUACAAAUACUUCAUGAAGCUCAGAGACCACGUUCCAAAAAAUGUCUUGGACAAGAGCUGGCUUCAACCUCCUUCCAUCCUGGAAGAGGGAGCUCCUGUCGGAGGGCACAUCCUCAGCUACCUGAUUGAGAAAUCCCGAGUUGUCCAUCAAAACCACGGAGAAAGGAAUUUCCAUAUUUUCUACCAGUUAUUAGAGGGUGGAGACAAGGAUCUUCUUUGCUGGCUGGGGCUGGAGCGCAACCCCCAAAAGUACGCGUAUCUCAUCCAGGGUCGAUGUGCCAAAGUGUUUUCUAUUAAUGACAAAAACGACUGGAAAAUAGUCCGCAAAGCUUUUUCUAUCAUUGACUUUACUGAAAAAGAUACAGAGAAUCUCUUUGGAAUUGUUGCUAGCGUCCUGCACCUUGGGAACAUCCAGUUUGAAGAAGAUAGCAAUGGGCAUGCCAUCAUUCGUGAUGGCACACAGAUCAAAUGGAUUUCAAAGCUACUGGGUGUGCACUUGUCCAUUCUGCAGGAAGCUCUCACCCAUCGGAAGAUCGAAGCCAGAUCUGAAGAGGUCCUGAGCCCUCUGAAUGUGGAUCUGGCAUUCUACGCUCGGGAUGCAGUAGCAAAGGCGAUUUAUGGACGAACUUUCACUUGGCUGGUCAACAAAAUUAACGGCUCUCUAGCCAACAAGGAUUCAACUCGGAAAACAGUUAUCGGCCUGCUGGAUAUCUAUGGGUUUGAAGUGCUGGACACAAACAGCUUUGAGCAGUUCUGCAUUAAUUACUGCAAUGAGAAGCUCCAGCAGCUGUUGAUUGAGAUGACCUUGAAAGCAGAGCAGGAGGAGUAUGAACUAGAAGGAAUAGAGUGGGAACCAAUUCCAUAUUUUAACAACAAGAUCAUCUGCGACCUGGUUGAGCAGAAGCAUAAAGGAAUAAUCUCCAUUCUGGAUGAAGAAUGCUUACGACCUGGGGAAGCAACUGAUCUGAGCUUCUUGGAAAAGCUGGAAGAGAAAGUAGGAGAUCAUGCCCACUUCGUGACUCGCAAGCUGGCAGACCAGAAGACACGGAAAUCGAUUGACUGGGUGGAUUUCCGCCUCCUCCACUACGCAGGAGAAGUCACUUACUGUGCUGUUGGAUUUCUGGAGAAGAAUAAUGAUCUCCUGUACAGAAACCUGAAAGAGGUGCUGUGCAACUCUAAAAAUGCCAUCAUUAGAGACUGCUUUUUACUGUCAGAGCUCGACAACAGGAGGAGACCAGAGACUGUUGCAACCCAGUUCAAAAACAGUCUGAUGAGCCUCAUAGACAUCCUGAUGUCCAAGGAGCCUUCUUAUGUCCGAUGCAUUAAACCGAAUGAGAACAAGGAGCCUGGGAAGUUUGAUGAUUAUCUGAUCCGACAUCAGGUGAAGUACCUGGGACUGAUGGAGCACUUGCGGGUGAGACGAGCCGGCUUCGCGUAUCGGCGGAAGUAUGAGCUCUUCUUGCAAAGGUAUAAAUCCCUCUGUCCAGCUACUUGGCCACAUUGGCAUGGCCCAGCAGCUGAGGGUGUGGAGAGGCUCAUCAAGCACAUUGGUUACAAGCCUGAGGAAUACAAAUUAGGAAGGACCAAAAUAUUCAUUCGGUUCCCAAAGACCCUGUUUGCUACUGAAGAUGCGUUUGAAUUCAGAAAGCAUCUGUUGGUUUCAAGACUACAGGCCAAAUACAAAGGAUGCCUUGGAAAGAGAGCCUAUGAGAAGAAGAGAGCAGCAGCUAUCAAGCUGGAGGCUUGCUGGCGAGGAGCACUGGCACGGAAGAAGGCCAAGAAGAGGACGUGGGCAGUUCAGACCAUCAGGAAAUUCAUAAAUGGCUUCAUCAAUCGGAAGAAACCCCUUUGUCCAGAGAACAUUGAAUUUGUGCGGCUUGUGCAGUACAAAUACUUCAUGAAGCUCAGAGACCACGUUCCAAAAAAUGUCUUGGACAAGAGCUGGCUUCAACCUCCUUCCAUCCUGGAAGAGACAUCUGAGAUGCUACAGAAAAUCUGCAUUAGGAACCUGGUGAGGAAGUACUGCCGAGGUGUUACUGCUGAGAGGAAAGUGCAGUUGCAGCAAAAAGUGGUAACAAGUGCUGUUUUCAGAGGGAAGAAGGAGGGCUACCUGCAGAGCAUAAACCAGCCUUUCAUGGACACCCGACUAAAAGAGAACGAUAUAAACCCCAAAGUACUGCAGCUCAUCCAGGGCGAGAAGAUCAAGUACGCGACCCCCGUGAUAAAAUACGACAGGAAUGGGUUCAAAGCACGAGACCGGCUGCUUGUGCUCACCCAGUCCUCGGCCUACGUGGUGGAAAUGGCCAAGAUCAAGCAGAAAAUAGACUAUGCCACCCUGAAAGGCAUUUCCACCAGUAACCUGAGCGAUGGGAUUGUAGUCAUUCACGUUCCUGAGGACAACAAGCAGAAGGGAGAUGUGAUCCUUCAAUGUGAGCACGUCUUCGAGACGGUCACUAAACUCUGCAUGCUGGCCAAUAAGCAGAACCUCGUUAAAGUUGUGAAGGGAAGUCUCCAGUUCCGCAUUGGCUCUGGGAAGGAAGGGACAAUGGUGUUUACUGUUGGGCAGGAGCCUCAGGUCUUCAAAGCCAAAAAUGGACAACUCACAGUGGUGUCAACCCAGGCAAGUUCUUGAUGAGAAACAGCUCCUGUUCCUGGUCACCAUCGUGUUUGGGAGCAGAAAGGAACCUGCAGGAUGAAACCAGCGCUCGCGCCUCCCCAGGA